Messenger RNA from Sporothrix brasiliensis 5110, 588 nucleotides. RefSeq lists its product as uncharacterized. Bases 1 to 588 code for a protein of 195 amino acids. Lineage: Eukaryota; Fungi; Ascomycota; Sordariomycetes; Ophiostomatales; Ophiostomataceae. Gene Ontology annotation, biological process: protein folding in endoplasmic reticulum. Gene Ontology annotation, cellular component: EMC complex. The record is from RefSeq and is a predicted model, not a curated record. The transcript has 2 exons.
AUGUCCGAGCUCACCACUUCAAAAACGGCACGCCCGCAAUGGGUUGCUGACCUCCAGUCGCCGCCAGCGCCACGCGCCAAGUCCGGCAACAUCGCCGACCCGCCGGGGUUUCCCUCACAAGCGGUUUCAUCCAACAAGAAACGCGACGCAAAAGACACAAAGGCCGCCGUUGCGUCCACCGCGCCCCCCAAGAAGCAACAGACACCCGAGGAGAUGGACACGCUCAAGGUCAAAAAGGCGUGGGAGGUCGCCCUGGGCCCCAUCAAGAACCUGCCGAUGACGGCCAUCAUGAUGUACAUGUCCGGCAACUCGCUGCAGAUUUUCAGCAUCAUGAUGGUGUUUAUGGCCUUCAAGAACCCGAUCAUGGGCAUUUUGAGCACCCAGCAGACGUUUGAGCGGUUCGAGACGCCCGGCAACCGCGGCCAGAUUCUGCAGGUGAAGCUGGCGUUUGUUGCAAUGCAGAUUGUGGCCUUGGCACUGGGCGUGUGGAAGAUCAACGGGAUGGGUUUGCUGCCGACAACACGGUCGGACUGGCUGGCAUGGGAGGUGCCGCGUUUCACGGCGGAAGUGGCUGUUCCAGCUCUAUGA